AUGGACGCGAGACUUCUUCUCUUCCCGGGCAUUAAAAACAUCCAAAACUCCGUCCUGAUACAAAACCUCCCGCACGACAGCACCGAACGUUCGCUCCAAUCGUUAUUCUCGGACGAAAUCGGCGACGUGGUCGAUUUACAGAUCCCGUCGGAUACGAAAACCGGGAAACCGUUCCCGUUCGCGGCGUGUGAAUUUACCGAUCGCGCGUUGGCGGAAAGUGCCGUCCGAAACGUAAACGGGAGAGAAUACAAGGAGAAAAAAGUACGGAUACGGCUGUUGGAACACGCGGAGUUCGGGAGAGACGGGUGUCCUUUGACAACGACUGGAGGACAAGGAUUACAAGGGGAUCUGUUGGAAGGAUUGGAAGGAGGCGUUCUGAGAGUGACCGUAGUGACGGAAAGCGAGAAAAGACGAAGAGAGUUACAACAACUCGAUUUGAACAGUUACCACCCGUCCGUUCCGAUUGGACUUACGGUUGCAAAAGUAGCGUCGAGUUUAAUGGCUCCAGCGGGCGGGUUUAGUCAACCGACGGAUGGGAAAGGCGCCGCGAUGGACUUGUUGUCGAAACGAAUCGGCGAUUUGACGCCGACGCAAAUGUUCGACGUGGUGAGAGAGUUGAAAGAGAUGGCGGAGGGGGAUCCGGUUGGGACGAGAAAUUUGUUGAGCGCGAAUCCGCAGCUGUGUUUAGCUGCGUUCCAGUGUCAGCUCGCGUUAGGGAUGGUGAAGGUGCCGAUGAUUGCUGAAGAGCAGCAGCCUCCCGUUGGCGUCGUCGCGCCGAUGAUGCAACAACAACAACAACAACAACAAACUCCGAUUCCGACACCGCAAGUAGUCAACGUAGCGCCGCCGCAAAUGGUGGUAAGUAGAGGCGCACCACCGCCGCCACCGCCACUGGUACAGCAACAACAGCAGCAACAACAACAACCGGAUCAAUCGCAACUCUUAGCCCAAGUCAUGGCGUUGACGCCGCAGCAAAUCGCCGCGCUUCCGCCGGAUCAAAGAAUGCAGGUGGAGCAAUUACGACAGAUUGCCGCCGCGCAAGGCAUGAUUUGA
Messenger RNA from Bathycoccus prasinos, 1053 nucleotides. Its product is annotated as cleavage stimulation factor subunit 2. The record is from RefSeq and is a predicted model, not a curated record. NCBI's taxonomy places the organism in Eukaryota, Viridiplantae, Chlorophyta, Mamiellophyceae, Mamiellales, Bathycoccaceae. Gene Ontology annotation, cellular component: mRNA cleavage and polyadenylation specificity factor complex. The transcript has a single exon. The coding region runs from base 1 to 1053 and encodes 350 amino acids. Gene Ontology annotation, molecular function: mRNA binding. Gene Ontology annotation, biological process: mRNA 3'-end processing.